Molecule: messenger RNA, 2413 nt
Organism: Amyelois transitella
Lineage: Eukaryota; Metazoa; Arthropoda; Insecta; Lepidoptera; Pyralidae
Exons: 14
Coding region: 1-2307 (768 amino acids)
Source: RefSeq, a predicted model, not a curated record
AUGGAGUGUGAAUCGGUCGAUAGUAAAAAAUUGUACAAAGUAUUCGACGCGUCGAAGCGCAAGCGGGCUCGCAAGAAGAGGGAGGGGCAGGAUGAUUCAAACUCUGUAGCCACCGAUGAUACUGCAAGCGGCUGCCAAGCGAACUGCCGCAGUGCGUCGGCCAAGACCAGUCUGCAGCAUGUUCCGACCGUGCAGACCAUUAGCAUGAACAAAGAUUCACAUAAAAGGUUAAAAUCUCACAAACUGAAGCCUUUAGUAUUUAGCGUUUGUAAAUCUGGUAUUGGUUCCGAUGCUGACCUAAAGGAUCGUGACCGGGACCGGGACAGCAGCCCGGCGGUGUCCCCGUCGCCCACUGAAGCUCACCACAAGCGGUCGUCCACCGACACCCGCCGGAGGGAUGAUAUGUCGCUGGCGCUGAAAGCAGGGUUAAUAUCUCCGUCGACGUCUAUAUCACCGCGACAGGGCGGUUUGGACUCAUUAGUUCCUGACCAAGAUUCCAUCAUCUAUGCAUAUUUAGAGGAUGCUCUAAAGAAGGAAAAGAAAAAAGAGAGGCAGUCACGCAGACACGAUGAUUAUCGUUCGUGCCAGCGUCACCAGUCGGCGACUCAUCGGCACCGUCACCACCACCACCACCGCAGGCGGUGCGAGGAAGUCAACUCCAGGGAUAGAGACAAGUCUAAAGACUUAUCAACAGUCCCUCUUUUGAACCAAGCCAUCCUCUUCGAAACUUUUGCCAAGUUAUGCGCCCAGUUCAAUGAGAAAUCUGCAGCUCCAUACCCAAACCAAGUGAAACGUUCUCUCAGUCACAAAUCAUUGCAAUGCGAAGUUCUGUCUAAACAUAACUACCAAGACGUCGACCAACGGCCGACCAGGCUGCCCAAUCGAACGGAGGAACAGUCAAGAGACAACGUGUCCAGGAUCCGAAGCCAGGAGAACUUCCACGGGCGAAGCCAGGAAAGGGUGCCGAUGAACUCACGACCGGAUAGAAUCGAGAAACAAGAGAAAUGCGGCUACCCUCCGUAUGAAAAGGAUCCCCGUUACGUUAGCAAACUGGAUCUGACCAGUUCGAGAAUAAGGACCGUAGACGAUAGAACCUAUCAAGAAUAUUCACAGAACCACAUCCCAGAGGGAACCUGUCACGAUCAAUAUAGAACUCGACCUCCACAAGAGUAUAGAGAUUACCGGGAAUACGAAAAGGAUCGCAGAAACUACGAGGACAAACGAUAUCUUGAUCAAAGAACGAGCAGAAGCUUUGAUGUUAGAGAUCAUAGGGAUGGUUACCCUGAUGAUGAGAAAUGGCGAAGGACAGCUAGAAGCGAUAAUGUUAAGGAGAAGCGCUAUGAUCCAAGAGAUCGGAGAUAUGAUGAGAGGUAUAAGUAUUAUUAUGAAGAUAAAGUUGAUCGAGAACGAUAUAACAUGCCUCAAAGGGACAGCAGGCGGUCCAGGCGGAAUUUGGAGAGGUUCGAGAGGAAUUCUAUAGCUUCGAGGGAGGAUGAUUACAAAGAUAGAGACAGAUAUUCAGAGAAGGAGCGAGAUUCUGGGUUGAGUGUGGCUGACGGUGAAAAUAGCACCGUGAGUGGGAAGAGCAACUACCUUCGGACGAUGAAACAAGAAAUAGCGGAACAGCGGGAGGCGAUGGAUAAGAUGAUGAAAUUGUGGAAGGAACUAAUGCGGUGUUUUAAGGGGAUGACGCCGCAAACACAAGGGCAAGAUAGAGCUGUUCACGAGAACGCAGCAAACGUAAGAGAUUCUGCAGCGGCUCAGCUACGUCUGUGGCGCGAAUGUAUGAGGCGGUACGAGACUGUCGCUCGCGACGUCGGCGAUACGGACGCUAGGCUUAUGGAAGAAAUCAAUAAACAACGCUCCGAGAUGGCGGAAAUGGCGACCAUGUGGCAGGAGUGCCUGCAGCGGUACAGGGAGAUGAGCACAGACUUCAACAGCCUUAAACAACAAUUGACGCCUCCAGAGCCGGUGCGCCUGCCGGCGGCACCAGUCGCGUGCGCAGAGGGCGAGGGCCACGUGCCGCCCGCGGCGCCCUACAGGCUGCCGCCCACCUACCCGCCGCAGAUGCCUCCAGUGAGUGGCUACGGGUCCCCUCUGCGCCACAACGCGUCGGCGCCGCCCGCGUGGUGGUGGACCGACGCGCGUCCCUCGCCCCGCCGCCGCUCUUCGCCGGAUUCGCGGGGCUCGCGGGACCGGGACCGGGAGAGACGACAUCGGCAGAAGAAUAGAGAUGAUACCCGUUACAAAGAUAAACCUUCAAAGCCUAGUGCAGCGCGAUCGGAGCACAGGCAUAGAAAAAGAUAGCAGAUCUCUUCUACCCAAAUUCUAGUCAGAAUUAUAAAUUUUUAUCGGAAGGUAAACACAGAAUAAAUCAAAAUUUUGUUGUAAAAAUUCACAUUUAAACAUUUAU